UCCUAAGAGACUUGUCACCGUCCCCAAGGAAUAUGCAUGGUACGUUAGCACGCACCACACGUCUCAGGAUCGGCAGUUUAGGCUGUGAUGCAGAUCGGAUGCAGAGGGGGUUGUCGCUACACCGCUCACUGAUUUAGCAACAUGUCCACUCUAUGGUCGACAAAAUUGUGAUGUCGCAUAGACUACCAUCAAAUCUAUGUUGGUGUUAUUAAUACCUUCGUAUAGUCCAGCACUGUUAAGAUUCCAAAAGAUCGUCCCAAGAUGUUACCGAGCUACCUCACAAUCUCAGCGGCAUUGAUAGCAAUGGGCGUCGAGGUGGCGGCCUACUGGUCUCCCUUAAGAAAGGCUGUCCCACUGGCGCAACCUGGGGAUCAUGUUUGCCAACAAAUCGCACCUUUCAGGGAGCCAGUUAUCAUAUCAACGACGGUUCUUGCUCAUCACCGGAUCUAUUACGUAGCAUGCGGCGACAUCCUCAAAUUGUUCACAUGUACCGUUCGAAGACCCGUGUACCGAGCUGCGUAUAAGACAGAAAUCCGUUCCGGUUACAAAGUGCGUCGUGUAUGCUGCCCAGGCCACACACUUAAAGGUACCAUGUGCCAUCCUUGCUCAACGGGUUACUAUGGUAUCAACUGCGACUUCCGAUGUCCACAGCUUUGCUUGCAAGGAGAUCACGGCACCUGCAGACCUAUGGAUGGGCAAUGCACCUGCAUGCCUGGCUACCAUGGCGUCACGUGUGAUGAAGAGUGUCCAUCGGGACGAUAUGGACCUGGGUGUACCAGCUUCUGUCAGUGUCCGCAAGGGGCGACGUGCAACAGCAUGACGGGGGCAUGCCUCUGCAAUCCCAGCUCACGAAAUGUACAUUGUCUACAGGCCACGCAGUUACCAUCUGGUGGCGCUGUCACCACAUCUCACAUGUCGGUGUUUUGUCUUCUGCUUCCAUGCCUGCUGAUCCGACUGCUCAUCAAUCUUGAUGGCUGUUGUGGAGCUCUGUACGCGUUAUGUCACUGGAAUAAAUAACGAUAGAAGAACUGUGAAUGUGUGGUGACCGAUUUUUUUUGUUCCUUCAAAGGGCCAUGUAAUAAUUAAUUUCAAUUAAUCCUUGAACAUCAAUCAAUCCUUGAGUAACCUAUUUAACUUUCCGUUUUAAGGAUAUUUUGGUACCUCUUGGUUUUAAUACUAAUGCAAAUUUUCUGAU
Molecule: messenger RNA, 1195 nt
Organism: Patiria miniata (bat star)
Lineage: Eukaryota; Metazoa; Echinodermata; Asteroidea; Valvatida; Asterinidae
Product: multiple epidermal growth factor-like domains protein 11
Exons: 7
Coding region: 262-1017 (251 amino acids)
Molecular function (GO): protein binding
Source: RefSeq, a predicted model, not a curated record